AUGCUCAGAGGCAAUAAAUUGAGAAUAUCCAUGUUCUCGUGCAAAUUCACAUGCUGUCUCUCGCUGGUCUGCUUCUGCUUGAUCCUCCUGGAGGCUCCACAAACAAGUGGUGUGCAACUACAGAGGCAACUCUUGGGAGGUCUGGCCAAUGUCGAUCCUCUCGAGGAUCCGAGGAAUCAACUCCUCUUUGAGGAGUUGGAUAGCCUCUUGCCGGAGUAUCAUCGCAGACUUUCUGCUAAACGUGGAUUUGUGCGCCUUGGCUAA
This is a messenger RNA of Echinococcus granulosus, 264 nucleotides long. RefSeq lists its product as hypothetical. NCBI's taxonomy places the organism in Eukaryota, Metazoa, Platyhelminthes, Cestoda, Cyclophyllidea, Taeniidae. Bases 1 to 264 code for a protein of 87 amino acids. The record is from RefSeq and is a predicted model, not a curated record. The transcript is spliced from 2 exons.